AUGCUGUUCUUCACCAGCCUUUUAGGGUUCCUGUCUCUUGUCAACGCCCUCGCUAUCGCCCCUCCACAACCAGAUUACGAUGUCAUUGUUAUCGGCGGCGGCCCAGCUGGUCUCUCGGCCUUGAGCGGCCUCGCAAGAGUGCGUAGGCAUGUUCUUCUCAUCGACUCUGGAGAGUACAGAAAUGGUCCUACGACACAUAUGCACGAUGUCAUCGGAUGGGACGGCGUUCAACCUGCCUAUUUCCGCUACGAGUCCCGCCGUCUCCUCUCGCACUACAAGACCGUAAAGAUGGAAAACGGAACGGUGACAGACAUAAGACCCCUGCACGGAACCAACACGCGGUUCUCCGUCUCAGUAGACUAUCCCGGCCAAUCCAGGACCACCAAGCAAAUCACAGCGCGCAGAAUCGUUCUCGCAACUGGUCUGAAAGAUGUUCUGCCCUCGACGCCCGGGAUUGCGGAGAAUUGGGGCAAGGGUAUCUACUCGUGCCCCUGGUGCGACGGCCACGAGUACGCCGAUCAGCCCCUCGGUCUUCUAUGCCCUCUCGACAAAGUCGCGACCUACGUCAGAAAAGUCCUCACGCUCGGCACGGAUAUCGUAGCUUUUGUCAACGGGACUGACAACGACGAAAUGAGGAGGGCCGCUGACGAGAAAUUUCCCCAGUGGGGGGAGUACCUAAACCUUCACAACGUCACGAUCGACAACCGCACCAUUACCUCUCUACAACGCCUCAAGGACGGCGAAGACGUGGACAGGAAGCCCUGGCUGCCGUCGGUGCCCAAGGACGACCUCUUCAGCGUUCAUUUCACCGAGGGAGAACCCGUGCAGCGCGUCGCCUUCCUCUCGAGCUUCCCCAGCAGACAGCGUUCCGAUAUUGGUGAAAGAGCCGGCGUUGUGUUGACUCACGGGAAGUUGGGAGUUACCAACAAGGCCAUGUUUACGAACGUGCCGGGAAUAUACGCCGUGGGCGAUGCGAAUUCUGACAGUUCACCUAAUGUCCCACACGCGAUGUACACGGGGAAGAAAGCGGCUGUAUCAAUCCACGUGGCACUUGAGAUCGAGAAACAGGCUGCUGAGCUUGCGGGCACAGCAAAGUACAUCGGAUAG
Messenger RNA from Fusarium odoratissimum NRRL 54006, 1107 nucleotides. RefSeq lists its product as uncharacterized. Gene Ontology annotation, molecular function: oxidoreductase activity. The transcript is spliced from 3 exons. The record is from RefSeq and is a predicted model, not a curated record. Lineage: Eukaryota; Fungi; Ascomycota; Sordariomycetes; Hypocreales; Nectriaceae. Bases 1 to 1107 code for a protein of 368 amino acids.